UGGCGAUCCCCGUCUGAUAUUCUCUCGAUACUCCUACUGAUAGGCGGGGACAUCAUCCAGAAAGCGCUCGCGCAAGUCUCCGGAUACUACUUCACACCAGUCGCCUUCUCGUUUGGUUGGAUUGCCUACGCUUUCGCCGCGCUAAUGUCGUCCUUCGGCGAUGGCAAACUUAUGCCU
Messenger RNA from Gloeophyllum trabeum ATCC 11539, 177 nucleotides. RefSeq lists its product as uncharacterized. Lineage: Eukaryota; Fungi; Basidiomycota; Agaricomycetes; Gloeophyllales; Gloeophyllaceae. The transcript has a single exon. The annotation marks the transcript as partial. The record is from RefSeq and is a predicted model, not a curated record.